CUUGCGUCGUCCGGGAGGCUGUUUGUUGUUGAUGGGGAGGUUUUGUCUGUUUUUGGUGACUGUUUCCCGGGGUUUGGGGACGGAGCGGCGAGGACAGUAAGGCAGGCCCACGUACGCCUCUGCGAUCUAGGGGAGGGUCAGCUAAGCCUUCUGGACCCGUCGCGUGAUCCUGCAUUCUCCGCGGUGCGAUGGCGGCGCUCUUGACCCCGGCGCAGGUGGUGGUGACCUUCAAGGAUGUGGCCGUAACCUUCACUCGGGAGGAGUGGGGACAGCUUGACCUGGACCAGAGGACCCUGUUCCGGGAGGUGAUGCUGGAGACCUGCGGGCUCCUGGUCUCCCUGGGGCACCCAGUUCCCAAACCAGAGCUGACCCACCUGCUGGAGCACGGGCAGAAGCUGUGGACAGGAGCCAGAGGCCUCCCGCAUGGCACCAGCCCAGGUGACAGAGCAAAAUGUCAGACCAGAGAGCCAAGCAGUUCUCACCUGGUUUUAUCUGAGGAAGCCUUGCUCCGGGGAAGCCUGACUCUGGGAUCUUCCUGGGACUCCAGGUUGGGGCGAGCUGGGGCUCCACAAGGGCUCUUGGAAAUGCAGAGAGGUCCAGAGAGGCCAGAGAUGGAUGCUGGCAAGGAGGCCCAUCCUGGGAAGACGAGCCUUGAGGAUGAUGGUUUAGGGGCAGGUGAUGGUCUGCACUCAGGGGCGUUCCAGGAGAGAAUUUCUCGGGGGGAUUUUCUCCACCAACGUGAGCCACAGCGACCUGGAAAAGGUACCCCCCUUCAUCACCUCUAUAAGUGUAAGCAGUGCGGGAAGGCUUUCAGCAGGAAGUGGUACCUCGUGCGCCACCAGCGGAUUCACACGGGCAUGAAGCCCUACGAGUGCAACGCGUGUGGGAAAGCCUUCAGCCAGAGCUCCACGCUGGCCCGCCACUACCUCAUCCACACCGGGGAGAAGCCGUACAAGUGCGCCGAGUGCGGCAAGGCCUUCAAGCGCAGGUCCUACCUCCUGCAGCACCAGCCGGUGCACACGGGCGAGAAGCCCUACGAGUGCAGCCAGUGUCGCAAGGCCUUCACCCACCGCUCCACCUUCAUCCGCCACCACCGCACCCACUCCGGCGAAAAACCCUUCGCAUGCAAAGAGUGUGAGAAGUCGUUCAGCAACCGAGCGCACCUCAUCCAGCACUACGUCAUCCACACUGGGGAGAAGCCCUACGAGUGCGCAGAGUGCGCCAAGGCCUUCCGCUGCAGCUCGGAGCUGCUGCAGCACCAGCGGGUCCACACCGGCGAGAAGCCCUACGCCUGCUCCCAGUGCGGGAAGGCCUUCCACCGGAGCACCUACCUCCUGCAGCACUCGGUCAUCCACACCGCGGAGACACCGUUCAAGUGCUCCCAGUGCGGCAAGGCCUUCAAGCGCAGGUCCCACCUCCUGCAGCACCAGCGGGUGCACACUUGAGAAGGCGGCCUUCACCCGCCGCUCGCCCUUGGUCUUUAAGGAGGAGAUCCAGGCUGGAGGGGAAAAGUUCUUCCCAGCAAAGAACACUGGAGAAGGCUCUUUUGGGCCCCUCUUCAAACCCACAGAUGGUCACAUGGGAGAGACGCCUGUGAAUGCAGUAAAUAUCGGGAGGCCUCAGCCCCCAACCAUGGGAGGAGUCAGGCUGCAGAGGAGCUCAGUGAGAGGCCACGUCACCCAUGGGUCCACCUCUGUCAACCUCAGAGCACACUCCGGGGAGGGACAGCCUGCAGAUAACCUGAGCUAAAAGAGAAGGGUCUUCUGCCACCUGAGAUGGUGCAGUGAAGAGGAACCAGGUAGUUAUCGCCUUGAGAAAGCCUUCUGUGUCAGGUCAUCCACCACUUGUCACAUUAGGGCCACAUCAGAACCUCAUGGAGCUCGUGCUUUUCCUGUGAGGAAGCAGAGAGGGGACAGACUCGGGUGUUUUCACUUAUGACGACCUCCGGCCACAGGGCUCCCUUGGGUUUGCACUUAAGAGGCCAUCUCAGCAUUAUGUUUAAAAGGAAAAUAACAAGGGAACUCCCGUGUGGUCCAGGGGUUGGGAUUCUGUGCUCUCACUGCUCAGGGCCUGGGUUCAGUCCCCGGUCAGAGAACUAACAUCCUGCAAGCCCCACAGUGUGGGGAAAAAGAAAAAUAGCAAGGAGGUGGAGGGGAUGAAGAUGAAGACUAUAAACAUGAAAAGUGAAAGUGUUGGUCACUUAGUUGUGUCAGACUCUUUGUGACCCCAUGGACUUUAGCUCGCCAGGCCUCUCUGUCCAUAGAAUUCUCCAGACAAGAAUACUGGAGCAGGUAGCCAUUCCCUUCUCCAGGGGAUCUUCCUGACCCAGGGAUUCAACCCAGAUCUCCUGCAUUGCAGGCAGAUUCUUUCCCGUCUGAGCCACUAGGGAAGCACAAACGCAUAAAUAACAAAAAUGGUUUUGCAAGCUCUUUCAUACUUUCCUGCCAAGGCUCCUCCUGUUUUUCAUCAGUUCUAUUUUUGAGGGGCAGUAUUGGAGAGAAAAAAUUGCAGCCCUUUAUUUUUAUAUGUUCACUGCUGUCCCCACCCAUUAGGAGCUUAAUUAUUUGUGAGAAAUAUGAAGGCUUGAGUCAUGAGCUACUUGAACUAGUAAGAAAUUGGAAUACUAAAAAUAACAUUACACAGUAUAUUUUAUAUUUAAGGAGAGAAUGGUCCACAUAAGGAUCACCACAUUAAAAUCUGCACCCCAAAGGCUGUUGAAUUUUUUUUUUAAUAAGUAAACUUGUUUGUCUACUUUUUUUUUUUUUUUGUUUGUCUACUUUUAAAUGCCCAAUACUCUCACUCUUCUUCUGUUUUUAAGUUUAAAAAGAAGUACAUUUAUUAACAUAUGCACACAUUUUUCAAAAAUAGCAACAGUUAGGAUAUUUAGGGAAAUUCACUCCAAAAUUCAACAAACCUCAGUGAAAAGAAGUUGCAUGCAAAUCAAUUACUUGAAGCUAUUAAUUGACUGCAUUUUCAGUCUUCAACGGGGUCUUUUUAAGGAUGUUUAGCAAUGUGGAAGAUGAAUCAAUCCACAUCACUUAGGGGCUUUAUUUUUAUUGGAAUAUAGUUGAUUUUCAAUGUUGUGUUUCAGAUGUACAGCAAAGUGAUUUAGUUAUUCAUAUACAUUCAUUCUUUUUCAGAUUAUUUUCCCUUGCAGGUUAUUACAAAAUAUUGAAUAUAGCUCCUUGUGCUAUACAAUAGGUCAUUCUUGGUUAUCUAUUUUAUAUACAGUAGUUUGUAUAUCUUAAUUCUAAUCUCCCAAUUUAUCUUCCCUCCGCCAACUCUCACUCUUUUAAAAAAAAUUUUUUUUUUAAUUGGAGGAUAAUUGCUUUACAAUAUUGAGUUUGUUUCUGCCAUAGAUCAACAUGAAUUAGCCAUAGGUAUACAUAUGUCCCCUCCAUCUUGAACCUCUCUCCCACUUCCUACCACAUCGCUCUUUCUUGAUUCCUUUCUUAGGUGGGUUUUUUUUUUUUUUUUUUUUUUUUACAUGUAUUCCCCAUCCCGGUCCCCCCUCCCAUCUCCCUCUCCACCCGAUUCCUCUGGGUCUUCCCAGUGCACCAGGCCCGAGCACUUGUCUCAUACAUCCAGCCUGGGCUGGUGAUCUGUUUCACCAUAGAUAGUAUACAUGCUGUUCUUUUAGGUGGGUUUUUUUUUAAUUGUUCAUUUUUCACUUAGAUGCCUGAAUCACUGUUCUGGGCACUUGAAAGGCAUCAUUGAACAAAACAAGUUGAAAAAAGAAAAAAAUCUUGCCCUGCAGAGUUAACAUAAACAGCAUAAUAAAUAAACUAUAUAAAAAAACUUGAUGAUUGUAAGUAUCUCUGUAUAUACUUUGUAUAUACUCUGUAUAUACUUUCAGAAAAAGUAUAUCUUUUUCUGAAGGAAAAAACUGGAGUAGGGUAAGUUGAAUCAUACACACCAAGCUAUGAGGGGAUAAGGACAGGUCAUAAUUGUAAAUCAAAUAAAGUUGGGACAUCUUCAAGAAGGUGGCUUUUAUACAAAGACUUGGAAGAGAAGGCACUGGCUCUGUGGGUAUCAGGAGAAAUUCUCUCCAAAUAGAGGGAAUGUCCAGUUCAAGGGCUUUGUGGCUGGAAUAUAUGAGGCAGAAUAUAUUCCAGAAUAUGUGGCUGGAAUGUUUGAGGCAGAUCAAGGAGGUCAUGGAGCUGAAUCAGUGAUGAAGAGGGAAUAACAGGAGAUUAUUUCAGAGAGGAUUGGGGAUUUGUUUGCAGGCAAACACUGCAUAACACUAUGAGGGUCUUGGCUUUGACUCUAAAUGAAGUGGGGAGACAUUGCAGGAUUUGAAACAGAAAUGGCUUCAUCUGCGACGUCUCUGAAGGGCCACACUGGCUGAUGUAUUGAAUGUAACCAUAUCGGCGUGUUUGUUUUAUUAUCUCUUGACAGCAAGGUGAUCAUCCUGUACAGGUGUGGCCUUCUGAGCUGAGUACUAGUGUUUUCCUCUUUUUGCUG
Molecule: messenger RNA, 4464 nt
Organism: Dama dama (fallow deer)
Lineage: Eukaryota; Metazoa; Chordata; Mammalia; Artiodactyla; Cervidae
Gene: ZNF550
Product: zinc finger protein 550
Exons: 4
Coding region: 189-1445 (418 amino acids)
Biological process (GO): regulation of transcription by RNA polymerase II
Molecular function (GO): DNA-binding transcription factor activity; RNA polymerase II cis-regulatory region sequence-specific DNA binding
Source: RefSeq, a predicted model, not a curated record